Messenger RNA from Triticum aestivum (bread wheat), 882 nucleotides. RefSeq lists its product as uncharacterized. Lineage: Eukaryota; Viridiplantae; Streptophyta; Magnoliopsida; Poales; Poaceae. The record is from RefSeq and is a predicted model, not a curated record. The transcript has a single exon. Gene Ontology annotation, molecular function: DNA binding; DNA-binding transcription factor activity. Gene Ontology annotation, biological process: regulation of DNA-templated transcription. Bases 1 to 582 code for a protein of 193 amino acids.
AUGCCGCCGCGCCGCCGGGAAACUUGGGGCUACCACAGCGUCCGCGCCCGCCCCUUCGGCGGCUUCUCCGCCAAGAUCCAGUUCCGCGAGGUGCGCCUCGGCCUCGGCACUUUCGACACCGCCCACGAGGUUGCCCGCGUGUACGACGCGGCGACAUGGCACCUCUGGCGGCCUCAUAGGGAGAUGAACUUCCCCAACGUGCCGACGCGGGAGCGGGCGAAGGAGCUCGCGCCUCCGCCGCGGCUUAUAACCGACCACGAUCGUCGCAACCGGAGGCGGGAGCACCAUCUCGGCAUCGCCGAGAUGGAUGAGGAAGCCAUGGCGCUGUGGCGCCAACACUUCCCGCAGGACAUCAUCAACGAGCGUGAGUUCUACGCGCAAAGGAGGGCGGAGAGGGAGAAGAGGAGGGCGGGGCGAGCUGCCUAUCAUGAGGACAGGUGUACGCGGAAGGCGGCCGCUCAAUUCAACAUCAAGCUAGGAGCAGCGUCACCCUGGGACUCCGACGAUGAUCGGUAUCUUGACGCCUACAUUGAGACGUCGGAGGAGGACAUCACCGAGGCGGAGUCGAAUGACGAGGAGUAGUUGAACUAUCUAUUUUCCUAUCUAUCUAUGCUAUAUCUAUGCUGAGAACUAUCUAUGUAUCUAUCUAUGUCAGUAUCGACUCGGAGUCGAAUGUGUAUCGAGUCAGAGUAGAAAGGAGAAAAAAAUAUAGCGCGUUUGCUGGAGCGGCGCGCACGCGCAAUUUUUUUGCAGCGGCCGCUGGAGCCAGCACUCCGCGGCCCGCAAAAACUGGCUAUUCCAGCGCUGUAAAUGCUUUUUUAACGCGCCGCGCGUUGCGCUUCUGUUGGAGAUGCUCUAACAUGGCAGAUGAGUGCUUUAAUG